Parnassius apollo (apollo) is the source of this 1629-nucleotide messenger RNA. Lineage: Eukaryota; Metazoa; Arthropoda; Insecta; Lepidoptera; Papilionidae. The record is from the annotation of a GenBank genome assembly.
AUGAACGAAAACGACAUGAAAGAGUUUGCCGAAUUAGGCGUUAAAACGUGGCUUAUUAAACAACUUUUUACUCUUGGUAUAAGAACUCCAACACCUAUUCAAAAAGGCUGUAUUCCAAAUAUUCUUGCUGGUGAUGACUGCAUUGGAGCUGCAAAAACUGGCUCAGGGAAAACUUUUGCAUUUGCACUACCAAUCCUACAGCACUUAGCUGAAGAUCCAUAUGGAAUUUUUGCAUUGGUGCUUACUCCCACUCAUGAAUUGGCAUACCAGAUAGCAGAUCAAUUCAGUAUACUAGGCAAACCUCUCAACCUAAGAGUGUGCAUUGUAACAGGAGGAUCAGAUCAAAUGGAAGAGUCAUUAAAGCUCGCUAAGAAGCCGCAUGUUGUGGUAGCUAUGCCAGGGAGGCUAGCAGAUCACAUUACUGGAUGUGACACUUUUAGUUUAAAGAAGAUCAAAUACUUGGUUUUGGACGAAGCUGACAGACUUUUCAGUGAAUCAUUUAAAGAGGAUCUGGAAACUAUAUUUAGUGUAUUACCUCAAAAAAGACAGAACCUACUAUUUUCUGCAACUAUUACAGAGGAUGUGAAAGAAUCAAAAUUACUUCAAUUGAAUAAGGAUAACCUCACUACCUGGUCAGAGACCGAUACCCAGCUUACCGUCACAACCUUGGACCAACGAUACGUUGUGUGCCCGGCGUAUGCACGCGAUGUGUACCUGGUCCAGACUCUACGUAAAUACCGAGAGACCAAACCGAGUGCUCAUGUUAUAGUUUUCACCGAUACUAAGAAGGAGUGCCAAGUGCUGUCGAUGAUGCUAAACGCCAUCGGCAUGGACAACGUGUGCCUGCACGGGUUCAUGCGGCAGCGCGAGCGUGCCGCAGCCCUGGCGCAGUUCCGCAGCAACCUCAAGUGCACGCUGCUCGCCACUAACGUGGCCGCAAGGGGCCUGGACAUACCCUCAGUGCACCUGGUAAUCAACCACAAGCUGCCCCUCGAGCCCAAGGAAUACAUACACAGGGUGGGAAGAACAGCAAGAGCUGGGAGAACCGGUAUGGCGAUAUCUUUGAUUACUCCAUACGAUAUCCUGCGGCUUGGUGAAAUUGAGGACCAGAUAAAAACAAAGCUCAGUGAAUACAAGAUUGAUGACGAUGAAGCAGUGAAAGUGUUUACGACGGUGAGCGUGACGCGACGCGAGCAAGAAGCUCAACUCGACAACGAGGAAUUUGAGCAGCGCAAGAAGAACUACCGGAUCAAGCGCUGGAUCAUGGCCGGCGUCGACCCGGAUCUCAUGGAGCAGGGAUUGGAAGAAAUGCGUCGUAAGAAAAUAAAAGCAGCCAAAAAAGCGAAGCUCGCCAAAAUAAAGCAAAUUCAAGCAGAAAUUAAGAAUACAAAAGAAGAUGCGUUAGAUGACAGUCGGUUACAACCUCCCUCAACUGAAAACAUUGACGACUCCAUCAAAGAAGGAUUGAAGAAAGUGAACAAGACAUUGAUGAAGAAAGACGACAGGUUUAAGAACGUCAUAGGAAAGAUAAGUAAAAUUAAGCGUAAAGCGGAGAACGUGAAUCAGAAGAGCGUAGAAGAGAAUGAGAUGAAGAAGAAGAAAAAGAAAAAACUAAUUAGUGCUAAAUAA